Sesamum indicum (sesame) is the source of this 1719-nucleotide messenger RNA. Its product is annotated as cytochrome P450 CYP72A219. The record is from RefSeq and is a predicted model, not a curated record. Gene Ontology annotation, molecular function: monooxygenase activity; oxidoreductase activity, acting on paired donors, with incorporation or reduction of molecular oxygen; iron ion binding. NCBI's taxonomy places the organism in Eukaryota, Viridiplantae, Streptophyta, Magnoliopsida, Lamiales, Pedaliaceae.
AUGGAAGUUGUAUGGCAAAUACUUGCAGCCUCUUCUGCCUUUGUGGUGUUAAUGUACUCAUGGAGAGUAGUGAAUUGGGCUUACAUCAGGCCGAAGAGGCUGGAGAAAUUCCUGAGGAAGCAGGGUCUCAGUGGGAAUUCCUAUAGAUUGGUGUAUGGGGACUUGAAAGAGAUGUUGAAGAUGAUGGAGGACGGCAGGUCCAAGCCCAUCAAUCUUGAUGAUGAUAUCAAGCCAAGAGUCCUUCAUUUUGUCUUCAAAACCGUUCAGAAAUAUGGAACUGAGUCCUUUCUGUGGCUUGGCCCAAGGCCUACAGUUACAAUAUCGGAUCCUGAACUCGUUAAGGAGGUGAUGAACAAGUAUGACAUCUACCAGAAGCCCAAUAACCCAAAUCCGCUGACGAAGCUGCUUGCACAGGGAGUUGUCAGCUAUGAGAUGGAUAAAUGGGCAAAGCACAGAAAACUAAUCAACCCUGCUUUUCAUAUGGAGAAAUUGAAGCUCAUGAUUCCGGCAUUCUAUCUGAGUUGUGAUGAAGUUUUGAACAAAUGGGAAAAGAGUCUAUCGCCGGAAGGAUCAUGUGAGGUGGACGUGUGGCCAUAUCUACAAAAUUUAACGAGCGAUGCAAUAUCAAGAACUGCGUUCGGCAGUAGCUACCAAGAAGGGACAAGAAUAUUCGAACUUCAGAGAGAACAGGCAGAGCACGUCAUCAAGGCUUCACAGUCUAUAUAUAUUCCAGGAUGGAGAUUUGUGCCGACGAAAAGAAACAAGAGAAUGAAAGAAAUCGAAAAAGAAGUUCAAUCAUCGAUCCGGAGUAUCAUUAGUAGAAGGAUUAAGGCAAUGAAAGCAGGGGAAGCAAGUAGCGAAGACUUAUUGGGCAUUUUAUUAGAGUCCAAUUUCCAGGAAAUCAAACAACAUGGUAACAAGAGUUUCGGAAUGACCAUUGACGAGGUGGUGGAAGAGUGCAAGCUGUUUUAUUUUGCUGGUCAAGAAACCACUUCAGUGUUACUCGUGUGGACGUUGAUUUUGUUGAGUAGAUUUCCCGACUGGCAGAAACGAGCCCGUGAAGAGGUUUUGCAAGUCUUCGGGAGCCAGACACCUGAUUUCGAUAGUCUGAAUCACCUGAAAAUUGUUACCAUGAUCUUGAAUGAAGUCUUAAGACUUUACCCACCUGUAGUUGGUCUUGGUCGAAAAGUCACCGAAGAAACCAAGUUGGGGAAACUAACAUUACCAGCCGGGGUGCAGAUCUCAUUGCCAAUUAUCUUAUUACAUCACAGCCGAGAAAUUUGGGGGGAUGACGCAAUGGAUUUCAAUCCAGAGAGGUUUAGCGAAGGUGUUGCAAAGGCGCAGAAGAGGCAAGGUAUAUUUUUCCCCUUUGGGUGGGGGCCUCGAAUAUGCAUUGGCCAAAUGUUCGCAAUGAUGGAGGCGAAAGUGGCGCUUGCUAUGAUUCUACAACGGUUCUCGUUCGAGCUUUCACCGUCUUACACGCACGCUCCUCAGACGAUAAUAACGCUGCAACCUCAGCAUGGUGCUCACUUGCUUCUGCACAAGCUCUAAGAGUUUAGAUCACUGUUUCUACAUUUGCAUGAAGUGAGAUUUCUGGUGGUGUAAAGUAAUACUUUAUAUGGGAAUAAUUGGUGUACUCUUUAUGAAUCUAAUGUUGCUCGCAUUGGACAGUGAACUAAAAUUGAUAAAAUUAAUACACAAAACCUAGUAAUUCUCGAA